GCAAUUCGAAGCGCAAUGGCGUUCCGCGCGCCAUCUAGCGAGGCUAGUUGUAACUACGAAGUAUCGAGCGACAUCAUUGGUCGUGAUUCAGUAUUGGCUAAUAUAGCAGUGAGUGCUGCCUCUCGCGGCGAGAGUUGAAGUUUGGAGUUGACCUGUGAGCUUGUAAGAACAAGCAUGGUAAAAAUGCGUUGAGAACGAUUUGUAUAAGUUUGCUGUUUUUGUAUCGCGACGCGCGUUAAAAUAGUGUCUAAGGUGUAACUCGUUGCAUUAAAAUAAGUGUUAGUUGAGCCCAGUGGUUUGAUUCAACGCCCAGAUACCAUCCCCUGGCCGAGGUAGCUUCGGGGACGGCGCCGGUCCUCGCUCUGGACCUUAAAAGAGCGUGGUGGUCCAGCCUAGGUGUGAGGGGCCGGAGACGACGCGUCGACGGCUACGAGCACCAUUUCUUCGGUGUACCAGACCGGCGGGUCCAGGACCUGGCCGUGUAGCGUACAUUUUGGUGUUACCCAUAAGGGGAACGAUCGUUAUCAGCACGAUAUUGGAAGAUAACCCUCGAAUUGGGACAAGAUUCAGGACCGAAGCGGUCUACAAUCAGCAGAAUCGAGGAUUCGCGUCAUUCCAGCAUUUAGUGUUAAAUUCCGUGCGUUGGACGCUAAAUAACGAAGUGAAAAUCAAAACCGCAUGGGUUUUUAGGUUAUUAGUGUUGUGCCAAUUUCAUUGAACAGAUUACCGGUUAAGUUGCCAAGUUGGUAACAUUGAGUGACUAACUUCACAUCGAACAACUGUCAGCUGUCAGAAUCGGCCAUAGUGUAUAGACUCUAAGUUACGUCAAACUUCAAGUUGUUGACAUAUUAAACGUCAAAUUCAUUUACUUGCCGGAUCGAUAUUGUUAAUCGCUAUUAUAAUAUAGAAAACAAGUGUUACAAUUUAGAGUUAACUUUACUGUGAGAUAUUUGUGUUCAUAGCAAACAUGUCGCUAAAAGCCGCAAAGGUUCAAUUAAAGACCCGUUAUUUAAUGUUAACGGAUUAUGCUGGCACAAUUGUGGUACGACCAGGCACGAUCGCCGCGACCGUAGCAAGGAGGCAUUUCCGAGAAGCCUACAAAACGUAUGUUUCGGCAUACGAGUCAUUGGUGGCGAGUGAUUCGGAACUUGCAGAGGAGGAAAGACUACUGUACCAGCAGCAAUUUAGCGAGGUAAAUCGACUCCUCAUUCAAUUGGAUGAGGCAUCAGAGGAAGAGGAGUCCGGGAGGCCCUCAACCUCAAAACAUCAAGAAGUUGCCCCUGCGCGUAAAGACGCUCUUUGAGGAGCGGCACGGGACAGAUCCGCAAGUGCUACCGACCCUUACCCAGCUAGUGUCGCUACUAGAUGAACAAUGCCGGGUGCAGCAGGCGAUCUCCCCUGCAGCAGUGGAACGAACUCCUGCGGCACGCCGGUCACCCACUGCUAGAGGUCGAGGCGGCGCAGCGCCGGCUCACCACCUGGCAGCCCCCCGGGUCCUGGCAGCACAACCGGAACCCAAUGAUCAGGCAUGUCGGUUGAGGAACCAGCAGCUGCAAAGGCUGUGCAUCGAGUGCAAGAUCAGCCACCGGCUCAGUCAGCCUCGUGGAGGCGAUCACCACCGCAGCGGCGGUCACCACCUCGACCGGCCCCGCCACAGGAGAGAGGGCCGCAGCAGGCCCACUCAUCACAAUCAUGCUCACCACUACCGUGGGGUGUGGAGGAAGCUAGGACUCCUCCCUAUCAAACCAGACACCUCUUUUGGUGGCUGCUGGUCACGUUCCACGCCUGCCGGUUGGAGCGAGGGCCCGCCAGGCGCAGGAGACCUUCCACUCCUUGCGCUUUGGCACUCGACGCAGCCCUGA
This is a messenger RNA of Leguminivora glycinivorella, 1862 nucleotides long. RefSeq lists its product as uncharacterized. The record is from RefSeq and is a predicted model, not a curated record. Bases 1218 to 1862 code for a protein of 214 amino acids. NCBI's taxonomy places the organism in Eukaryota, Metazoa, Arthropoda, Insecta, Lepidoptera, Tortricidae. The transcript is spliced from 3 exons.